Cololabis saira (Pacific saury) is the source of this 948-nucleotide messenger RNA. RefSeq names its product neoverrucotoxin subunit alpha-like. Bases 159 to 833 code for a protein of 224 amino acids. Gene Ontology annotation, molecular function: protein binding. NCBI's taxonomy places the organism in Eukaryota, Metazoa, Chordata, Actinopteri, Beloniformes, Belonidae. The record is from RefSeq and is a predicted model, not a curated record. The transcript has 3 exons.
UUCUGACUCUUUAGUGCCAUCGUCAAGUGAACAUGAAUCCUGGCUUUCGACCCACAGCAGUUUUCUAACUGUUGCAUUUCUGCAGCCUUUCAGGAUGUCUAAUCACAAAGGAAGGCUGUGAUUCUCUGGUAUCUGCUCUGAAGUCGAAUCCCUCCUAUAUGAGAAAACUGGAUCUGAGCUACAACAAUCCAGGAGAGUUAGGAGCGAGGAUCCUCAGUGAUGGAGUGAAAGAUCCAGAAUGGAAACUGCAAUCUCUCAGGGUGGAGCCUGCUGGAGAACGAUGGUUGAAACCGGGUCCAAGCAAGUAUUCCUGUGAACUCACGAUUGACACAAACACAGUAAAUAAAAACAUCAAACUGUCUGAAGACAACAGGAAGAUGACCUGGUUGAAGGAGAAUCAGUCAUAUCCUGAUCAUCCAGACAGAUUUGAUGAGUGGCCUCAGCUGCUGUGCAGAGAUCCUCUAACUGGUUGUCGCUACUGGGAGGUUGAGUGGCAAGGCAGAGUUGCGAUAGCGGUGAGUUACAGAGGAAUCGGAAAGAGAGGAGACGAGAAGGAUUGUGUCUUUGGGAGGAACAAACAGUCCUGGAGUCUGGAGUGUUUUGAUGAUGGUCGGUAUUCUGUCAUUCACAAUGACAGAGAAGUCGCAUCUUUCUCCUCAGUUUCUAACAGAGUAGUAGUACAUGUGAACUAUCCUGCUGGGACUCUGUCCUUCUACAGUGUCUCCUCUGACAGACUGAAGCACCUCCACACCUUCAACAACACGUUCACUGAACCUCUUUAUCCUGGAUUUAGGCUCUGGCCUGAUUCUUCAGUGGCUCUGUGUUCAGUUUAGUGCAAAUGUAUUUGGCUCAGGAGCCAAACCGGGCCCGUACCAGAGAAAUGAAGAGUGUUUGUGUGAGCUGUUAAAAAAAAACAUGUAAAAGCCUUUACCAUCCAUCCAUCCAUCC